AUGUUCUCAGGAGCAUCGAAUAUCUUUGUGAUAUACGCACGAAAGGCUGAUUUUUCAUCCACAGUACCUCGCCGAAUGGGACGUCCUUCACACUCCUACUUGAUGUCUCAGUUAAGUCGCUCUAAAGGAGAGGCAUGGGGCGAGGCAGAACAAGUCGACAUGGUGAAUCCUUCCCCUCUGGAAUGGGUCAUGACCAGGACAACGCUCCCAGCUUCGCCUCUUCCACCGUUAAAUACUCGUCCGGAGAUUCGGACCGAGCGACUCGUCCUGCGUCCCACGUUGGAAAGCGAUUUGGAGGAAUGGCAUGCUCUGCGUCUUCAACCAGAGGUCAUGAAAUGGACUGGACAGGGAAAGCCAGAUCCGGACAUCAAUUGGUCCAAGGAGACGUUGACAUGGAGGCUGUCGCCAGAGGGCGAUGCCAAGUACGAAUACGUUGUUUGCCUGGCCGACACGAGACAGAUGAUCGGAACGGCAGGUAGUCAUAUGCUAGUGGGAGAGCUUGGAUGGCCUGUGAUAGGGUACUUGCUUCGGAAGGAGUUUUGGGGCAAGGGUUACGCUACAGAACUCGUGCAUGCGUUCUUGAAGGCCUGGUGGGCGCUUCCGCGAGACGAGGUCGACGUCAAGGUAGAGAAGAGCACGGCUGUGGAGGAGGACGAUGGCAAAGUGAGGGAGUGUAUUGUUGCCGUGACGGCUGACAGCAACAAGCCAAGCCAGAGGGUUCUCGCCAAGGCAAAUAUGCGGUUCGUCAAGGCUUGGGAUGUAGUUGGUGAGGAUGAUGAAUCGGUAUCUAAGACUCUGUACGGCUACGUGGCUCAGCGCCCGGUGCGGUAA
Molecule: messenger RNA, 831 nt
Organism: Metarhizium album ARSEF 1941
Lineage: Eukaryota; Fungi; Ascomycota; Sordariomycetes; Hypocreales; Clavicipitaceae
Product: Acyl-CoA N-acyltransferase
Exons: 1
Coding region: 1-831 (276 amino acids)
Molecular function (GO): acyltransferase activity, transferring groups other than amino-acyl groups
Source: RefSeq, a predicted model, not a curated record